Molecule: messenger RNA, 4647 nt
Organism: Microcebus murinus (gray mouse lemur)
Lineage: Eukaryota; Metazoa; Chordata; Mammalia; Primates; Cheirogaleidae
Gene: PRSS36
Product: serine protease 36
Biological process (GO): proteolysis
Molecular function (GO): serine-type endopeptidase activity
Source: RefSeq, a predicted model, not a curated record
GACAGAGCUGUGGCGGGGAGCAGACCUUCACCCACCUCUGUGCCUUCAGCUGACUCUAAUGUGCCAUGUCCCAGCACCUGCUCCUCUCACUUGUGAUCCUCGCCAUCAGUCCCAUCCCAGGAGCCUUCCAGGACUCAGCUCUCAGUCCUACCCAAGAAGAACCUGAAGAUUUGGACUGCGGGCGCCCUGAGCCCUCUGCCCGCAUCGUGGGGGGGUCAGAUGCGCAGCCGGGUACCUGGCCUUGGCAGGUGAGCCUGCAUCAAGGGGGAGGCCACAUCUGCGGGGGCUCCCUCAUCGCCCCCUCCUGGGUCCUUUCCGCUGCUCACUGUUUUGUGAGGAACGGGACCUUGGAGCCCGCGGCCGAGUGGUCGGCGGUGCUGGGCGUGCACUCCCAGGACGGGCCCCUGGACGGCGCGCACGUCCGCGCAGUGGCCGCCAUCCUGGUGCCGGACAACUACAGCACGGUGGAGCUGGGCGCCGACUUGGCCCUGCUGCGCCUGGCCGAGCCCGCCAGGCUGGGCCCCGCAGUGCGGCCCGUGUGCCUGCCCCGCGCCUCGCACCGCUUCGCGCACGGCACCGCCUGCUGGGCCACAGGCUGGGGGGACGUCCAGGAGGCGGACCCUCUGCCUCUCCCCUGGGUGCUACAGGAAGUGGAGCUAAGGCUGCUAGGCGAGGCCGCCUGCCAGUGUCUCUACAGCCAGCCUGGUCCCUUCAACCUCACUCUCCAGCUAUUGCCAGGGAUGCUGUGUGCUGGCUACCCGGAGGGCCGCAGGGACACCUGCCAGGGUGACUCCGGUGGGCCCCUGGUCUGCAAGGAAGGCGGCCGCUGGUUCCAGGCAGGAAUCACCAGCUUUGGCUUUGGCUGUGGACGUAGGAACCGCCCUGGAGUCUUCACUGCUGUAGCUUCCUAUGAGGCAUGGAUACAGGAACAGGUGAUGGGUUCAGAGCCUGGCCCUGCCUUUCCCAUCCAGCCCCAGGAGCCCCAGUCAGGUCCCCGGGAGCCCACGGAGGAGAACUGCACCAUUGCUCUGCCAGAGUGUGGGAAGGCCUCCCGGCCAGGGGCCUGGCCCUGGGAGGCCCAGGUGAUGGUGCCGGGAUCCAGACCGUGCCAUGGGGCGCUGGUGUCUGAAAGCUGGGUCUUGGCACCUGCCAGCUGCUUUCCGGACCUCAUCAGCUCCGGCCGCCCGCCCCGCGACCUCGAGGCCUGGCGCGUGAGGCUGCCCUCGCGCCCGCGCGCGGAGCGGGUGGCGCGCCUCGUACCGCACGAGAACGCCUCGUGGGAAGACGCCUCUGACCUGGCGCUACUGCAGCUGCGCGCGCCUGUGAACCUGAGCGCGGCCCCGCGGCCCGUGUGCCUACCGCACCCGGAACACUACUUCCUGCCCGGGAGCCGCUGCCGCCUGGCUCGCUGGGGCCGCGGGGAACCCGCGCCUGGCCCCAGCGCGCUGCUGGAGGCGGAGCUGUUGAGCGGCUGGUGGUGUCACUGCCUGUAUGGCCACCAGGGGGCGCCAGUGCCGCUGCCGGGAGACCCGCCGCUCGCUCUCUGCCCCGCCUACCAGGAGGAGGAGGAGGCGGGCCGCUGCUGGAAUGACUCACGUUGGAGCCUUCUGUGCCGGGAAGAAGGGACCUGGUUCCUGGCUGGAAUCAGAGACUUCUCCAGUGACUGUCUACGUCCCCGAGCCUUCUUCCCUCUGCAGACCCAUGGCCCAUGGAUCAGCCAUGUGACUCAAGGAGCCUACCUGGAAGACCAGCUAGCCUGGGACUGGGGCCUUGAAGGGGAGGAGACUGAGGCACAGACUUGUCCCACACACACAGAGCAUGGAGCCUGUGGCCUGCGGCCAGAGGCCGCUCCGUUGGGGGUCCUGUGGCCCUGGCUGGCAGAGGUGCAUGUGGCUGGUGAUCGAGUCUGCACUGGGAUCCUUGUGGCCCCAGGCUGGGUCCUGGCUGCCACUCACUGUGUCCUCAGGCUGGGCUCUACGACAGUGCCUUACAUUGAAGUGUAUCUGGGCCGGGCAGGGGCCAGCCCCCUCCCACAGGGCCACCAGGUAUCCCGGUUGGUCAUCAGCAUCCGCCUGCCCCGGCACCUGGGACUUAGGCCCCCCCUGGCUCUCCUGGAGCUGAGCUCCCGGGUGGAGCCCUCCCCAUCAGCCCUGCCCAUCUGCCUCCACCCAGGGGGUAUCCCUCCGGGGGCCAGCUGCUGGGUGCUGGGCUGGAAGGACUCCCAGGACCGAGUCCCUGUGGCUGCUGCUGUCUCCAUCUUGACAUCUCGACUCUGUCACUGUCUCUAUCAGAGCAUUCUGCCCCCGGAUACCCUAUGUGUCCUGUAUGCAGAGGGGCAGGAGGACAGGUGUGAGGUGACCUCAGCACCUCCCCUCUUGUGCCAGACUGAGGGAGGCUCCUGGGUCCUCAUGGGCAUGGCUAUUCGAGGCAGCCGGGAGAUUUUUGCUGCUGUUGGCCCUGAAGAGGCCUGGAUCUCCCAAACAGUGGGGGAGGCCCACUUCCUGCCACCUAGUGGCUCCCCCUACUGGCCCUCUGAAGGCAACAAUCUCUGCCCACCAGACCUGGCUAGGGCCUCAGGCUCCCCUCGGGCUGUUCUGUUCCUGCUGCUACUGACUCCCCUGAUCCAGAGCUGAGGGGCCUGGGUCCUAGUGCCACUUCCUUCUCUGCCCUCUACUUCCCGCCCAAUGGGGCUGGAAUGUGGCCCAACCAGCUGGCGCCCUUGACAGAACCUCCAGCGGGCCCCACCCACCAAGACUGCAGCAGCUUCUGAUAAUUGGGCUAUUUUGGACCCAGGAAUCCUUGGGGGUGGUGGGAGGAGCAGACAAUAAAGGUGUAAACGCAGACACAUGUGUGGCUUUGUGGUAUUGCUGGGAGCAGGCAGAACGCUGAGUGCCUGGGAGGCGAAGGGGGAAGCCCAGAGGGUAGGGCCCCUCCCUCUUCCGUGAGUCAGGCCUUGGGCUCUCAGGAAAUGUGUCCCUGAUAAUGUGGCUGUUCCCUCAUUCCUGCCCCAGGGCAGGGAGGCUGGGUGGCCAGCUGGUUGUGUGUCACCUCCCCAGUGGAAUCAAUGUCCCCAGCACCUGGUGGACACCUCAGCUCUAACUCAGACCCCGCUGUUCCCCCAACCCCUCCAGGGGGAAAGACUGAGGGUGAGAGGCAGAGCUGCCCCGCAAGUACACACCCUGAUGAAUGAUGCCUCAAAAUGUCGCCAGCAUGCACACAUGACACUUCUGCAUCCUGCCCAGUGCCCCCAGGUCUUGGGCUCGGUGUGUACAUCCCACUGGCUCACCCGUGCUUACCCCUGCACUCCCUGUGUUCAUUCAGGCCAUAUUCCCUGCUAACUGCUAAGUCAUGACACAAUUGGGUUCUGAUAUAUAAGCCCACAAAGUGCUCCCAAUCUAGUGGGAAACACAUGUGGACAGCCCUGUCUGGGCAUCAGGAAAAGAUCACAGAGGAAGUGAUGUUUGAGCAGAGAAAAAGGGAAAAUAAGAAUGUGGGGAAGAGGGGUGUUGGGGUGAAAGCCAGCUGCUGAGGGUGGCAGAGUGUCUCUGGGGCUGGGGACAAUCCCUGGGCUGAGUAGGCAGAGGGCGGGGGAGGUGACCCGGAGGAAAGCUGGAAGUUAUCCCUGGGAGGUUGAUCCCAUCCCAAAUAGAAUAUCCCCCAGAAGCACCACAGGGAUGUACAUACCCAGUCUGUCACCCAUAUGCCAUCACCUACAAACCCUGAAUACAACCCAGCCUCUGCCUGAACCCACCCAUAGGGCCCAGUGUCCUGCCGCCCCUCCUCCCCAGCUUAGAGCCCUUCCCAAGUCAGCCCCUCCUAGAGUUAGUUCUCUGACCUCCAGCCUGGGCCCUGAAGACGCAGCUCAGAGGUCCAGUCACCUAGUCUUCUGGAAAGUAGGUGAGGGUCUGUUUUUCCCGAAGCUUGGGCUCCACAGGUAUUUGAAAUUGCCACAGAUUGCCACGCCCUGCAGAGGGUGCACCUCACCCCCACCCCAGUCACAUCUCUGCCACCUGUGCCCUUCACUUUAGAAUGUUGCCCCUGGGCCACAGCUCCCCCAUCUUUGGCUCCCUGACACCUUUUCCUAACCCCCGUGGGUCUCAGUUCUUCCGGCCCCUCCGUGAGGACCCCUCCAUGGUGCCUGCCUUGGUCAAGCUGCUGUUUGCUAGCACCAGAGCCCCCAUUCUUGUGCAUCACAGUUCCUGGUUGGAAAUUAUUCUAUAAUUAUUUGUUAUUAUUUGAUUCAAGUCGAUCACCCCCCUACCUCACCAUGAGCUCAGGGAGAUCAGGGCUAGUGUGUGUUUUGUCCCCUGCACCAGGAACAUCAGGAACUCAGUAAAUAUCUGUGGGAUGAUUGGCCAGACAUGAUUGCCACCUGCCCAUGCAGGCUUCACAGAAAGGGCUUGGAAUGACCCUCACCUGGCCUCCAAAACUGGGCCUAAGGAGGGAGGGAGGGAGGAGUGGCUGUGGCCCCAAGAUAUCAAAGGCUGGGCUAGGCCCUGGGGGGCAUAACUGGUCUGAGAGACCUGAAAGACUUGGGACUGAGGACAGUAAGGUCACAAUCCAGGGAGGCUGGCUAUCAGAUUUUCCAGUCUGGCCUCGGAUUGCUCUCUGGCUGUUCAACUCCUCCACUCCACCCAACACCGGCCU